UGCACUCAGUGUCUGUUCCCUGCGCGGCUCGGGACCCUCGGUGUGCAGCGAUGGCGCGCACGAAGCAGACGGCGCGGAAGUCGACGGGCGGCAAGGCGCCCCGCAAGCAGCUGGCCACCAAGGCUGCCCGCAAGAGCGCGCCGGCCACGGGCGGCGUCAAGAAGCCGCACCGCUACCGGCCCGGCACGGUGGCGCUGCGCGAGAUCCGCCGCUACCAGAAGUCCACGGAGCUGCUGAUCCGCAAGCUGCCCUUCCAGCGCCUGGUGCGCGAGAUCGCGCAGGACUUCAAGACCGACCUGCGCUUCCAGAGCUCGGCCGUCAUGGCGCUGCAGGAGGCCAGCGAGGCCUACCUGGUGGGGCUCUUCGAGGACACCAACCUGUGCGCCAUCCACGCCAAGCGCGUCACCAUCAUGCCCAAGGACAUCCAGCUGGCCCGCCGCAUCCGCGGAGAGCGCGCCUGAGCUGUUGGCAGACGGGAAGAUUUAGACCAUCGAAAACCCAAAGGCUCUUUUAAGAG
Molecule: messenger RNA, 517 nt
Organism: Camarhynchus parvulus
Lineage: Eukaryota; Metazoa; Chordata; Aves; Passeriformes; Thraupidae
Product: histone H3
Exons: 1
Coding region: 51-461 (136 amino acids)
Cellular component (GO): nucleosome
Molecular function (GO): structural constituent of chromatin; protein heterodimerization activity; DNA binding
Source: RefSeq, a predicted model, not a curated record